Trichomonas vaginalis G3 is the source of this 1143-nucleotide messenger RNA. RefSeq names its product keratin-associated protein family. The transcript has a single exon. Bases 1 to 1143 code for a protein of 380 amino acids. The record is from RefSeq and is a predicted model, not a curated record. Lineage: Eukaryota; Parabasalia; Trichomonadida; Trichomonadidae.
AUGAUUAAACAACAGCAACCACAACAACUUAUUACAUACGCCAUAUAUGCAUAUAAUUCAAAGACGGCAGAACAAACGCAAAGGUUGAAAUAUGGAGAUUUGGAGAUAGUAUUGAAAAAUGACCAUUUCGAAUUCGUUUGCAAAGGUGGUGCAGUGAUAUCAAAUAUAAAAGAAAUUUUAUUUAUGAAUUCAAAAAUUAAAGGAAUAACGGAUGAUAUAACAUCAAUUCCACCAGAAGAACAGAGAUAUUACGCAUUAAAUGCAUUUCCUAAAGUUUUGAAGAUUGGAAGAUUUAAUUUAAAUGAGGAAUUCAUAGAAGGUUUCCUAAACGACAUAAUGAAGAAGGUGGAUAAGGAAUAUGUGGAUAGUGAGUUAAAUAAGAAGGUAAAUUUGGUUUAUGUUGAUGAAAAAGAUAAUGAAAUUAAAGAAAAGGUUGAAUGGUAUCAUGAAUGGACAUCGGAGACUUUUAAAGUUAAAGCUGAUACAGGAUGGGUUUCAGGAUGUUUAGACCUUAAAGCAGAUAAAACUUAUGUUAACGAUGAGUUAGAGAAGAAGGCAGAUAAGGAAUGGACAUCGGAGACUUUUAAAGUUAAAGCUGAUACAGAAUGGGUUUCAGGAUGUUUAGACCUUAAAGCAGAUAAAACUUAUGUUGAUGAAAAUUAUGCAAAGAAGUCGGAAGUAAAUGAUGUGAUUACAAGCAUGAUAAAUGAAAUACUUCAAACAUUAUAUCCUGUUGGUUCUAUUUAUACGUCAAUGAAUUCAACAAAUCCAGAAACAGUUUUAGGUUUUGGUACGUGGAAGCAGAUUGUAGAUAAAUUCUUAUACUGUGCUAGAUAUUCAAAGCAAACAGGAGGUUCGAAGAAAAUUAAAGAAGCAAACCUUCCGCCGCACACUCAUACAGGAACUACAAACUUUUCUGGCGACCAUAGCCACUCAUUAAGAGACCACCCAUUAUACAACUCAGACUAUGAAGCCGGUUAUGAUGUUUUAUCUCCAGCUUAUAACGAUUCAACAAAAAAGACUUUUCGACAAACUGAACCAGGAGGAAAUCAUGUCCAUACUUUCACAACAAAUCCAACAGGCUUGGGUAAAGAUUACAUGCCACCAUUUGUGACUAUAUUCGCAUGGUACCGAAUGAACUAA